This is a messenger RNA of Crotalus tigris (Tiger rattlesnake), 1654 nucleotides long. It is a transcript of the gene THOC6, whose product is annotated as THO complex 6. Gene Ontology annotation, biological process: mRNA export from nucleus. Gene Ontology annotation, molecular function: protein binding. Gene Ontology annotation, cellular component: transcription export complex; THO complex. Bases 152 to 1135 code for a protein of 327 amino acids. The transcript has 13 exons. The record is from RefSeq and is a predicted model, not a curated record. NCBI's taxonomy places the organism in Eukaryota, Metazoa, Chordata, Lepidosauria, Squamata, Viperidae.
UGCCUUGCGCUGGCCUAAUGGCCCGCCACUAAGCCGGGGUGGCGUGACCAUGAUCACAGGAAAGGGCGUGGCUCUCUGAGCGUGCGGUAGGGUGCCCGGUUGAUCCUUUGCACGUGCGCGUUGUGGAGAAGAAAUUGAGCAACUAGUAACGAUGGACAUUCAACGAUCUCUUGAGCUCUUGCACAUGACCAUAUACACUCAGAGCAUCUCACCUUGUGGCAAAUAUUUAGCAGCCGGAAACAACUAUGGAGAAAUUGCCAUAUUCAGCCUGUCAGCAGCAUUAAGUUCAGAAGCCAAAGAGGACAGCAAGAAGCCGGUAGUGUCCUUUGCAGCCCACAGUGGAGCUAUCUAUGCCAUGCUGUCCACCGAUCGGCAGUUGUUAAGUGCUGGCAAUGGAGAGGUCAAAGCCUGGAACUGGAGCGAGAUUGUGAAAAAAAGUUGCAAAGAGGCUUGGAGUAGGAGGCCACCUUAUGGAAGCAGACUUGAAGUGCCAGAAAUCAACAGCCUUCAAUUGAACCUGAAGGAUAAUACUCUUCUGAUGGCUGGAGGUGACUGUGUCAUUCACAUGAUGGACUUGGAGACUGGAACCUUUACUCGUGAAUUUCAGGGCCACACUGAUUAUAUCCACUGUUUGGCCCUUCGGGAGCAGCUCCGAGAAUGUCUAUCAGGAAGUGAAGAUGGCACCGUACGUCUUUGGGAUUUACGUACAGGAGGUCAAGUCCAAUCAAUUGAAGUCCACAAAUAUGAGGAAUGCAGCCGCCCGCAGAAUGGGAAGUGGAUCAGUUGUUUGGCGACUGACUCUGACUGGAUGGUGUGUGGCGGGGGCCCAGCGCUCACUCUUUGGCACCUACGUUCAGUGACACCCACCACUGUAUUUCCCUUGCCUCAAUGCCAGCAACAAGCCAUGUUCUACCAAGAUCUGAUUCUCUCUGCUGGCCACAGCCCGACCAUUAAUCACUUACAGAUCAGCGGAGAAGUGAAGGCCCAAAUCCCUUGCAUCCCACGUUGCGUUCAUUCCAUUUCCAUCAACGAACACUCUGCAGAGCAUAAGGUAUUGACAGCAGCUGGAAGCAGCCACUGCAUUGACGUCUUCACCAACUUUGGAUACCGAGCCUUUUCUCUAACUUUUACCUAAGAUGUACAUAGUGUCCUUUUGUGAAUAAUCUUAGUUUUGUGAAUUUCAAAUCUGAUAUGGUCUAGGGCAGGGAUAGGCAACCUUGGCUCUUUUAUGACUUGUGGACUUCAACUCCCAGAAUUCCUGAGCCAACUCAUAAAAGAGCCAAAACUGCCUACCCCUGGUCUAGGGAACAUCUUCAUUCUAGGGGCAUCUCUGAUUGCUGAGGAGCCUGCAAAGUUUGCCUGCAAAGGGAGUCACUCCACCCACAAGUUUGUGAGAGAAACUCCAAAAAGAGGCACCUGAAACAAGAUUACUUAACAUAAAAAUGAAUGAAAGGAACUGAAACUUGCCUGUGUUUUCAGAAAGCGGACGUCCUAAUUCUACUAUUGAACUGCGUGUUUCAUCCUAGGACUGGACUGUUGAAUCUAUUCCCGAAGACAUGGAAACUAUCCUUCCCCCUUGUUUUUCUCCACUUAAAAAUCAACAUAUUUUCAUUUAUACUUUCCUUUUUAAUUUUCAUAGAUAUUUCAACAAGGA